GCUUUACGUAGUACGGAUCCGGAAAAUACGUCUUUGUUUCUGGCUGGCAGAAACCAAUCGGGAAGACUGCAUCCAAAGCCUGAUUGGCCGGCCCAUUUGGCGACAAAGACCACCCAAGAUGUCACGUCGCACAGUCGCCUUAUGUCUACUCCCUUGAUAAGGCAGCCAUAGGGCGCUCGUCCUGGACCUACCGCCGUGGGGUUGGCAAUAAGUCUCAGAGAGAUGCGCGAAAGGGAAUGUUGCCAGAGCCUCGUCUGAACCUGCCUAUCCUCCACCACACCCCAGGCCAUGGAGAUCCAAAAGUUGUAUGCGCGCGAAAUUAUCGCCUACAAUGACGAGGAACUGGACCGUUAUCUUGAGGAGAACGGAAGGCACGUCUCUGUUCACGACCCGCAGAAUCUAACCGAGUCCUUCAUUCAGCGAUUGAGGGAUCGGGUUCGCCCAAACAACCAGGUCCAGUCUCGCCCCGUUGAUCUCGACCAAGUUUCAGCACGAUUGCUUCAGGCAACCACCUUCGACCAGGUGCCGGCCGAGGGGCACGGCGGCUUACCAGCCGAAUCUUCAUCCUCGGACGAUUCAGAGCAUGAGCUCCAGCGCAGGAUCGGGUGGGAAAGGGAGGCCUACGAUGAACUUGUCGACGAUGGUGCGCAUCCUUGGUACUCAAUCCACAUGAUGGAAGACAUCGGUAGGAAUCCGCAAAAAUACCGCGAGCUCUUGCGUUUCGCAAAGCCAAAUAAAUCAGAUUUAAUCGGACAGCAGUUGAUACGCUGGAGAAGAUUCCGCGAGUGGCAGGCGACCAUGAGAACCAGAUACAAAGGGCGCAUUUUGGACCUGACCCAGCGGGCCAAGGCAUUUUUCAACAAACACUCAAUCACGGUGCCGGCCGAGCUCAGCUUUGACGAAGACCCAAAGCAACAAGACAAGCUGACGGCAUGGAUCGAAUUCCUGGUUUGCGAGCAUGACUUUUACAAUAGGCGUUACGGUCAAAACAAGAAGUUGGCCAAGUGGUACCGCAAACAGUGGGAGACGCUCCUGGAAUCGGGAGUAGUAAAACCUCAUGAGACAGAGACGUUUAUCCUAAACGAAUCUUGGCAUCAACGCGAUAUCGAAAAGAGGCAGGCGAAUGACACCGUUGAAUAUGCAAAGGCGGCUUUGUUGUCGGCCCAGCAAGCCAUUGAUCCAGCGAGCCUUCAUCUGCUGCUCAGAAGAGGCUAGCGGCGGCGGAGGCCAAUCUCGACUCAGCUAAUGAAGAAAUG
Messenger RNA from Lasiosphaeria miniovina, 1256 nucleotides. RefSeq lists its product as uncharacterized. The record is from RefSeq and is a predicted model, not a curated record. Lineage: Eukaryota; Fungi; Ascomycota; Sordariomycetes; Sordariales; Lasiosphaeriaceae. The transcript is spliced from 3 exons. The coding region runs from base 289 to 1215 and encodes 308 amino acids.